GGAAGCACAGACCUCAUUUCAAAGCUGGUCCUGUACCUCCUAGCAGCCACAACACUACUCAGAAAUUCAGUGCCUGCGCACUCUCUCCCUCAACCACUAAACUUCAAGACUUACAAACUCUUACUCAAUUCUUUCCCCCUAUUCUCUUUGGGAAUAGGGUAUUUUCUCCCCACUUUUCUUUUCUCCCCUCCCCCAUCCCCAUUUCUCCCAUCCCCAUUUCUCCCCUCCCCCACCUUCUUGCUUUCCCCCCUUUCCUCCUCUUUUCUCUCUUUGGAGAAUUUCAUGUUCUUUUAGCUGCUUUCUGGGAUACAGAGGACCUGUACCUCCCACCACAAACAGCUGAAUUCCACUUUUGUGUUUGUUUUUUCUUCUUGAUUUUCUUCUGAUUUAUCUGGGAAGUCUGAUGUUUCUGCCUGAGAGAAGGGAAAUGAAUACAUGCUGGUGAGAACUGAGAGCAGCAGCAGCAGCCGCCCCAGCAGUGACUUCUGUGAAAAGCCGGUAGGACAUUAGUAGGGGAAUCUGAUCCAAGAAAGGCUGGAAGACUGCUCAGAGGGAAGAAACUCCUCUGAUCAUUGAGAAGAGAGAAAAGAAGAGGCAAAGAGUUUCACCGCCUCCUUUAGCUUUUCUAGUCUCUCUGUCCUAUUCUACCGGGAUUAUGGUUGACUGCAGCUCUGGAGAGAUGCUGCUACUACUUCUGUUUGCCAUGGCAGGCAUCUUCCUUAGCCAGGUGCCGGGAGUGCAGAGUGCAGCCUGUGAACCUGUGCGUAUUCCCCUGUGCAAGUCCCUACCCUGGAACAUGACGAAGAUGCCCAACCACCUGCACCAUAGCACCCAGGCGAAUGCCAUCUUGGCCAUCGAACAAUUUGAAGGCCUGCUGGGAACCCGAUGCAGCCCAGACCUGCUCUUCUUCCUCUGUGCCAUGUAUGCGCCUAUCUGUACUAUUGACUUCCAGCAUGAGCCCAUCAAGCCUUGCAAGUCUGUGUGUGAGAGAGCUCGGCAGGGGUGUGAGCCCGUCCUCAUCAAAUACCGCCACUCGUGGCCAGAGAGCUUGGCCUGUGAAGAACUGCCGGUCUAUGAUAGAGGUGUCUGCAUCUCUCCUGAGGCCAUAGUCACUGCUGAUGGAGCUGAUUUUCCUAUGGAUUCAAGCAAUGGAAACUGUAGAGGUGCCAGCAGUGAACGCUGCAAAUGUAAGCCUGUAAGAGCCACACAGAAGACCUAUUUCCGGAACAAUUAUAACUAUGUUAUUCGGGCAAAAGUGAAGGAAGUAAAGACCAAGUGCCAUGAUGUCACUGCAGUAGUGGAAGUAAAAGAGAUUCUGAAAUCUUCUUUAGUGAACAUCCCAAGGGACACAAUUAAUCUUUACACAAAUUCAGGUUGCUUAUGCCCUCCACUCAGUGUUAAUGAGGAAUAUCUCAUCAUGGGCUAUGAAGAUGAAGAACGCUCUAGGUUGCUCUUGGUGGAAGGUUCAAUAGCUGAGAAAUGGAAGGAUCGUCUUGGUAAAAAAGUUAAGCGUUGGGAUCUGAAGCUCCGUCACAUUGGGUUAAGCAAAACUGAAUCUGGUCAAAGUGAUUCCACACAGAAGUCUGGCAGGAACAAUAAUCAGCGGCAAGCACGCAACUGAAUGUGAAACGAGAAACGUGAAAACCAAUGGACUCCCUUGUAAGACUUGCAUUGUUGGAGCAGCAAAGGAAAAAUUGCACUAUUGCACGUUAUACUCAAUUGUUUACUACAAAAUCAAAUUGUAACUGAUAUUAGUCUUAUUUUCCUUUCUGUUUUCUGCUUUUUUUUGGUCUGGGUACAAAAUGUUAAAAAUAUAUAAAUAUAUAUAUUCUAUUUCACUAAUCAUGGAGAAAAUGUCCCCAAUGAGCUGAAAAAACUAAUCCUAGGAUAUUUACUGCAGUUCAUAGCAACCAGACUGGGGCAUCUGGAUUUGCCAAUGAUGUUUUAAGGACAAAGAGAUGUUUGCCACAUACAGAGGGAUGGGAUCUGGUGUUAAGUAGACUCUGACAGACUGAUGCAAUCUCACUUUUAAUUGUUUUUAUCCCUCCUCAUACGCAGGAAAAAUUUGCAGUUUAAAAUAUAUAUAAUGGCAGUUGGAUAGCAAAUGAUUGUGUAGACAGCGUAGUCAAACAUAGAAAAAAACUUUUAAGAAAACAUGAAGGAAGAAUUAUUCUCUAGAUUAGUGAGAAGCAAAAUUAAUAGCUUUAGAAUCUGAGGGAAAAGCAUUUGUUCUGAUGGAAAAGCACAAUUUUAACUGGUAGCUGUUGGUGUUAACAGUAGCAUUUUCCUUUUGGCAACAGAAUUGUCUUAAUCAACAUUAGGGAGUGAAUUAUAAUCAGACAUCUGUUGUUAUCAGUGUAGCUCUGUUUAAUUUGUUUCCUUUCUAAUAAACCACUGGUGUAAGUCUUUUUUCCCUUCUGAAAUAUAAGCCUGAUUUACUGUAUCAACCAGAACAAAAAUGGAAAGCAGUAUGGACAUAUAUGCAUCCAUAUGUUGUUUUUAAAUGGCUUAACCAUUCUGCAAAAUGUUAGGUAGCUGAACUGCUAAGAGAAUUUAGAGUGUUAUUAGUUUUCUGAUAGCUCCAAUCACCUUGCCCAAGUUAUGUCUUUGGUCUCUGAGUCUGUCAGGCUGACAACUGGCUGCAUCUACUUAAGAAUUUCUUGACUUCCAUUGCAGCUUGGCUUCCAUCUGGGCAGGAACAUCACUUCCUGUGUGCUGAUUUUGGGGGUUCUGUAUUUGGGGUUGUGUGUGUGUGUGUGUGUGUGUGUGUGUGUGUAGCAUGUGAUGUGUUGCAGAUGACUGAAUUACCAGACCUGUCUCUUGGUGCCGGUCUGCACUUUAUCAUUUGGAUUUUGUGGGGGGUGUUUUUAUGUCUAUUCCUACAUAAAUAGCCAUGUUUAAUGCUCAGUAAAUGUCUAAUAAAAAGGAUGAUAGCUAUCUAGAGAGAAGAUAUUCUGAGUUUUGAACUUAAUACAUAUUUCAUUACCUACAAUGCAUUUUGAUCUCUAAAGUAUACUUUGAAAAGUGAUGCCUUCACUUCCUUCUUCAAAUAGGAUGUUUUAGAGCCUGUGUUAGUCAUUUGGAAGUCCAUUGAUUUUCCUCUAUUGACAUAUCAUAUUAGUAGAAAACCCAACUUUUGAGUUAUGAUAUAUGAAAAAUAAAACACUUA
Molecule: messenger RNA, 3169 nt
Organism: Vombatus ursinus (common wombat)
Lineage: Eukaryota; Metazoa; Chordata; Mammalia; Diprotodontia; Vombatidae
Gene: FRZB
Product: frizzled related protein
Exons: 6
Coding region: 656-1621 (321 amino acids)
Biological process (GO): non-canonical Wnt signaling pathway; canonical Wnt signaling pathway
Cellular component (GO): cytoplasm
Molecular function (GO): Wnt-protein binding
Source: RefSeq, a predicted model, not a curated record